Molecule: messenger RNA, 1863 nt
Organism: Zygotorulaspora mrakii
Lineage: Eukaryota; Fungi; Ascomycota; Saccharomycetes; Saccharomycetales; Saccharomycetaceae
Gene: MDM34
Product: ERMES complex subunit MDM34
Exons: 1
Coding region: 1-1863 (620 amino acids)
Biological process (GO): phospholipid transport; mitochondrion organization
Cellular component (GO): ERMES complex
Molecular function (GO): lipid binding
Source: RefSeq, a predicted model, not a curated record
AUGUCAUUCAGAUUCAAUGCUGAGGUUUUCAAAGAUAAUUCUUUCAAUGAAAAUAUCAAGGAGAAAUUAACAAAGGCUUUGAACUCAUCUACUUCCUCCUCCUCGUCGCCUGUUGUAACUAGAUCAGAGACUUGUGGAGAGGCGCCAUAUGCAGGCUGUUCCGAUGCAGUGCCUCUAGGAGCGGCUACGGUCACAGAACAAAGAACUCCGCAAAGUAGGGGAUCGACGACAACAACUACGACUACUACCACGAUAUCUCCGAAGACAAGAUCAACUAUGUCUUCCAAGAAGUUGGAUAUUCUGAAAAGUGAAAUUAUUGUCAGUAAGGUGAAUUUCCCUACAAUGCCGGAGCUUGAGAUCUUGGAUUUGGAUAUUAGCGCCCAGCCCAGGUCUCUCGUCAAAGGAAUCUGCAAAAUAUCGUGCAGAGACGCGAUGCUACAAAUUCAGACUGAAAUUGAAUCUAAUUUGUUAUUAGUAUAUUCGGACUAUUCGCCAGAUUUUACCACUCCGACUAUGAUCUGUAAGGAUUCUUUCACCAUUCCCAUUACUAUGGUUUUCAGCGAAAUUCGUCUUGAGGCAAUAACUAAUCUGUUUGUAAAAAAUUCAGGUAUCGGAAUAUCCUUCAAUGAUGUGAAUCUCGAUUUCAAAUUUGAUUGCUCCAUUAAAAUUCUGCAAUCAACCAUAGAAAAAAGAUUAAAAAAAUCAAUGCAAAUGCUAUUUAAAGAGGUGUUGCCCAGUGUUAUUUUCAACAUGUCCCAAACUUUGUUUACAGCAGAGGAAACAAAUAGGAAUGUCAUUGAAGGAAGUGACAAAGGGGAUGAGGAAAGAGACUGUACUAAAACAGUGCCAUUGUUGAAGGUCAUGUUAGAAGAAUCAGAUUUAGAACUCUCUCCGGCCAACAUGCUUCGACUCUCGACUUUGAUAUCAUCACGUCAAACUCUUUCAUUAAAUGCUACUGUGUUAAAUGUUCCAUCAACAAUCCCUGGGUGUCUCGAGAGACAAAACUUACGACGGUUCAACUCAAGAAUUCCCUCCUUGUCAAACUACUAUGCUAAUUUUUGUGAGAAGAAAGAGAAGCCUGCUGAUAUGAAGAGAUCAACGUCUUCUCUGGUAUCAAACUAUGCAUUUCAUGAGGCAGAUCAGAAUAUUUUGCCCGCAAAAGUCCUAGAGGGAAAUGCUUAUGAUUUAAAGACAAUAACAAGUAUUCAAAAUCGUGUAUUUGAACGGAGCACAGAUGAGAAUGUUCGUCCCAGAAGAAGAAAAAUCAAGAUUGCAAAGUCGAAAAAAAGCAGUAAUCAUGAAAGUCUCAAGGAUAAAGAUAAUACAAAUAGAGAACCAUCCAAUGCUUCAGGAGAGGGUGAAACCACCGAAGUUGAUUCCCCAUUAAGCAUACAGAGUGAAGAUCCUAUUUUAACAGCGCCUCGUCCACUUAAGCUCAUUAAGCCGUUUUCAUUAAUGACUGCUCCUUGUAGAAGCGAGUUUGAAAGCAGAGCUUACUCCCCUGCGACACUUAACUCUGUGAGUACUUUGAAGUUGCCGGUAAAUUUGAAUCCGAUGUAUUUUUCGCAGACUGAUAAACCUUCAUUAAAUUUUGAGCCACAGAUAGUAGUAUCAAGAGCAAACUCCCCAAGAAAACUCAAUUUACUGGAAGAAACGAAUUACUUCAAUUACAGACCAGAACUCCAUAAAUUGAGGUCUACAAUAUAUUCUCCUCUGGGGAAGAACAACGCUGUUUUACUCUCUGGAAAAGAGCUUUCAGAGCAAAGACAGCUCUUUGAGAAAAGGAGGUUAAGCUUUGUUGGAUUGAACUAUAAGGGAAUUAACUGGGGAAGUGAUGAUGAGCCACCGCCAUAUAUCAUUUGA